Messenger RNA from Macroventuria anomochaeta, 486 nucleotides. Its product is annotated as ankyrin. Gene Ontology annotation, molecular function: protein binding. Lineage: Eukaryota; Fungi; Ascomycota; Dothideomycetes; Pleosporales; Didymellaceae. Gene Ontology annotation, cellular component: cytoplasm. The transcript has a single exon. The annotation marks the transcript as partial. The record is from RefSeq and is a predicted model, not a curated record.
ACACCGCUUCUGUUGGCUGCAUUCGAAGGUCACACGUCAACAGCAGAAUUGAUACUUAAAAUUGGACGGGCGGAUGUCAAUGUACGAGACAACCAAAGAACAACACCACUUGCAGCAGCCGCAGAGUGGGGACACACAUCAACCGUAGAUAUCCUACUUAAGCAUAAUCAGGUUCAAGUCAACUCACAGGACUUGUAUGGCUACACACCGCUUGCAAGGGCUGCUGCAAACGGUCAUACAUCGGUAGUAGAGCUAUUGCUCAAGAACGACAAAGUGGACGUCGAUUUACCAAACCAAAAUGGCGCGACACCCCUGGGACUGGCAGCCCGAUAUGGUCGCAUGCCCAUAGCAGAAAUGCUGCUUCGGAGUAAAAAGGCAGAGGUCAAUUUCAAGAACUCCAAGGGAGAGACUCCGCUGUCAUUAGCAAUCCUCAGGGGUCAAAAGGCGACAUAUGACCUCUUGAAAUCAUAUGGUGCGAAGGAUGAU